Molecule: messenger RNA, 750 nt
Organism: Schistosoma curassoni
Lineage: Eukaryota; Metazoa; Platyhelminthes; Trematoda; Strigeidida; Schistosomatidae
Source: the annotation of a GenBank genome assembly
AUGUCAAAGCUUCUUUUAUUAACGCACCCACGCCAGAUUAUACUUCCUUGUGAUGAAGCUGCAACUCGUUCUGUCAUUUGCUAUUUGUCUCGAAGUAGAUUACCGUUCCAUGUUGAUCAUAUUUUAAACGCUGAUUCAUGUUCUCCUGAUCACUUACUCCCUGUUACUAUUCUUAAUGGCUCUAUUGUGACUGGUUACACUUCUUUGUGUCUGCGUUUGAGUAUAUUAAAAGCCAAUAAGGAUAUUAAUCUUAAUGGUUCUAAACUUACUUCACGCAGUUUACGACAUUCUUACUUAUUUUGGAUUUCUGAUACAUUACGGAAUGUAAUGCUUUAUUUCACCUGGUUUCAUGAAUCUACCUAUUCGAAUUUGACUUACGAACGUCUUAAAUCUUCUACACCGCGUUUGCUAACUGGAUUUAUUGCCAAACGAAAACGACAACAACAUCUUCGUUUUUUGGAAUCUAUUGGUUGGGAUAAAAUGAGUACAAGUGAUAUCGUGAAAGAUAUGGAAGCACUUUGUGUCAGUAUUGUUGAACUACUUGGUAAUGGCCCAUUUCUAUUUGAACGUAGUACGCCUGGGAAGGUUGAUGCCCUUUUGUAUGGACAUUGGACUGUAUUUUGCGAGUUUUCAGAAUAUUUCGUUUCACUAAAACCUGUUUUAGAUAAAUAUCCCGCUAUCAGCGAUCUUAUCAAGCGUGUUGCUGAAAUAUGUGAUCAACCGCUUAGUUUGUAUAUAAUACUGAUUUAA